CUGUCCUCUAACCAUCACGUAUAGAGAUGUGAAAAGGAAGGUAAUGAUUGAAAUCGGUUAGUCUAUAUGAUGUACUUUUAAUUUGUGAUUUUAUGGCUACUAUUGUGUCAGGUGUGCCAGGCAAUAUCCAGUCCUACAAGUGUUAUUCCUACUGGUGUAUUAAUUUGUUCCUGUUUCCCAACACCCUCGUUGGUCCGUGCACCUUGCUGACAUACAGUAUGUGUCCCUUUUCUCCAGUGUGAUUUCCAGGAUGUCCCAAUCUAUUCCACCCACAGCCUAAUAAGAGGAAAGCUAAUACGUUUGGAGCGAUGAGAGUCUUACCGAGAGUCUUGUUUUUUGUUGUUGCUACAUACCAAAUCAAGGCCCUGCCCUAAACCCCUAUCUUCGUCCCAAUGCCUCUGUGUUUCAUAAGAUCUUUAAGAGCCUUAUCCCAAGAUUCCUCAUGUGCUCUGACGAAACCAGCUGCCCACAUUAUGCAUGUCAUUCUCUAAAUACCUCACUGGAAAGCCCCAAAACACGUGUUUUAAGACUUCAGAUUAAUUUGAUCCUUGUCACAAUAGAACACCCAAAUAAUGUAGACUCCACAGAAUUGAGAAUUGUUAUUUUUGGACUUUCACUGCGUGGUGUUUUGGGGUUGAGUCCUUUCACUGGAUGGUGUUUUGGGUUUGAGUCCUUUCACUGGAUGGUGUUUUGGGGUUGAGUCAUUUAACUGGAUGGUGUUUUGGGGUUGAGUCAUUUCACUGGAUGGUGUUUUGGGGUUGAGUCCUUUCACUGGAUGGUGUUUUGGGGUUGAGUCAUUUCACUGGAUGGUGUUUUGGGGUUGAGUCAUUUCACUGGAUGGUGUUUUGGGGUUGAGUCCUUGCACUGGGUGGUGUUUUGGGGUUGAGUCCUUGCACUGGGUGGUGUUUUGAGGUUGAGUCCUUGCACUGGGUGGUGUUUUGGGGUUGAGUCCUUUCACUGGAUGGUGUUUUGGGGUUGAGUCCUUUCACUGGAUGGUGUUUUGGGGUUGAGUCCUUUCACUGGAUGGUGUUUUGGGGUUGAGUCAUUUCACUGGAUGGUGUUUUGGGGUUGAGUCAUUUCACUGGAUGGUGUUUUGGGGUUGAGUCAUUUCACUGGAUGGUAUUUGGGGUUGAGUCAUUUCACUGGAUGGUGUUUUGGGGUUGAGUCCUUUCACUGAGGCCUGUAUCUUGCUGUAUCUUACAAUAAACACUCUACCAACUUUACUUCCUUAAAAUUCCUUUUUGUCUCAUUUACUUUGUCCCGGUGAACUACUUACAAAAAUAUAUACAGAGGUAGCAGCUGAUCAGCAGAUAAUGUUACAGCAGGACACAUAUUGUAACAGGUUUCCACCGAAUAGGUCUUGUUCAGGUAGUGUUGAUAACAUUUGUAAUUUGUGUUAUGUCCAGGCAUCACAGGGAUUCAUUUUUCUACACCUCCAUAAAAUCCGUUCUCGGAACUCAUCGUGGAUAUGGAUUCUGUGUAUCAGUAUUUAGGAUAUCCAGCACAAGUCAACGACGAUUCAGAGACUUCAAGCAGGAAUCAUCUAUGGCUGUACGGCGUGGGUACCUUCGUGGUUCUGUGGACGCUAGGCUGGCUGUACAGAGACAGUCUGGAGAUAGAGGAUAUCAAGGAGAAGUAUGUGUUUGUGACGGGGUGUGACUCUGGCUUUGGGAACUUGCUCUGUAAGAGGCUGGACCGGCGGGGGUUCAGGGUGAUAGCUGGGUGUCUGACGGAGAAAGGGGUUGAUGAUCUGAAGAGGGCGACUGGGCCGUACCUGAAGGCGGUUCUCCUAGACGUGACGAGCACCGGCAGUAUACAGAAAGCCAUGGAGUACACCAAGCAGGAGGUUGGAGAUAACGGACUGUGGGGUAUCGUGAACAACGCGGGGCGCUCCCUGCCCAUGGGUCCCUCAGAGUGGAUGAGGCUGGAGGACUAUACCAGUACCCUGAAGGUGAACAUGACGGGGGUGAUAGAGAUGACCCUCACCUUCCUGCCUCUCAUCAAACAGGCCCAGGGGAGGAUUGUCAACGUGGCCUCAGUGCUGGGUAGAGUGGCAGCUAACGGUGGGGGAUACUGCAUCUCUAAAUUUGCCGUGGAGUCUUUCUCAGACUGCCUCAGGAGGGAUAUCCACUACUUCGGGAUCAGGGUGUGCAUCAUUGAGCCAGGUUUCUUUAAGACAGCGGUUACCAGUUUGGAUCCCAUCGAGAGAGAGCUGCAUCGCCUGUGGAACCAGCUCACACCUGAAGUAAAGGCCAGCUACGGAGACAAAUACCUGGAUAAUUACAUCCAGAUCCAACGGUUGAUCAUGAACGCAGUGUGUGACUCGGACCUGAGUAAAGUGACUAACUGCAUGGAGCAUGCCUUGGUGUCUGCCUACCCCCGAACCCGCUACAGUGCCGGCUGGGACGCUAAAUUCGGAUGGAUCCCCCUCUCUUACAUGCCAUCCUGUGUCAUCGAUAUUGGGCUGAAACUGGUGAUGCCGCGUCCUGCUAAGAGUGUCUAGAGUUAAUUAGCAUACAAUACAUUGCAAUAUAAACCAAUACUAUACAGUACAAUACUAAAGAAUACAAAACAAUAUAUUGUUUGAGUUCAAAUGUACAGAAUGUAGAGUAGCCUACACAUCAUAACUCUAUUUAGAAACGUUAAUUCAAAGCAUUUCUUUAUACUGUCUGUGUUUUAAAGAUAGAUGAUGUCCUAUAGUUAUGAGAGAAAACAUGGAAUAUUUGAAUAAUUUAGGUGUUUGCCAACCUACUGUGCCUUUUCGUAACCAUUAAUUAUGUUGCUUAACUUUGAGCAAUAUUCUUCACUUUGUUAGCAAAAUCUUUAUUAAACGUUCCUACAAACUGCCUUAUUGGUUAAGGACUCGUCAGUAAGCAUUACACUGUAAGGUCUACUACACCUGUUGUAUUCAGCAUUUCACUGUAAGGUCUACUACACCUGUUGUAUUCAGCAUUUCACUGUAAGGUCUACUACACCUGUUGUAUUCAGCAUUUCACUGUAAAGUCUACUACACCUGUUGUAUUCAGCAUUUCACUGUAAGGUCUACUACACCUGUUGUAUUCAGCAUUUCACUGUAAAGUCUACUACACCUGUUGUAUUCAGCGCAUGUGACUAAUAAAAUUUGAUUUGAUUUGAAUAACCCUCAUAUUCAAUAAGGCUGUUCUUAUUGAAAUAACUGAUGUCCAUUAUAUGAACACAAAUAAUAAAAUGAGACCAAUUAA
This is a messenger RNA of Salvelinus fontinalis (brook trout), 3221 nucleotides long. Its product is annotated as retinol dehydrogenase 7-like. The record is from RefSeq and is a predicted model, not a curated record. The coding region runs from base 1469 to 2503 and encodes 344 amino acids. NCBI's taxonomy places the organism in Eukaryota, Metazoa, Chordata, Actinopteri, Salmoniformes, Salmonidae. The transcript is spliced from 6 exons. Gene Ontology annotation, molecular function: oxidoreductase activity.